UUUUGAUGCACUUUUGUUGGUGCAUGCAUGUCAGUACACAUGUCUUGUAGUUACAGGCUGGUGCCGAACCUGCCAAUAGCCACUGAGUGAGUUCAGACAUUCAGCUUCUCUUGCUUUUGGGAUUAAUGAGUUUCGAAAGGAUUAAUGGGCUGAACAUGUGAGCCGCGCCAACCCCCGCACCUGCCCUGCGCACAACAAACAGUUUAGAAGGAUCUUCCUUAUCUUUCCCCGGCAAAAGAGAGAUAAAAGAAGGCAUUUCCUGUCGCCGGCCGAGGCACUCCGAGACAGCGACCUCGCAACGGCGAAGAACUCAUGGUGGCAACUGAAUCAGCCUAUAUAGUAUGCCCCCCACUAUGGAACUUUGCACUGCUGCCGCCAUCAUCACGCUCAAAACUUGUUUGCAGCUCCGCAUUCUGCAAGCAAAGAGACAUUGAUCAGGGGAUCAUCAUAUCGACCAGGGAGGAGAUGGUGAAGGCGCCUCUCCACUCCUCGUCCUCGGCCGCCGCCGCCGCGGCCACCUUCUCGCUGGUCGCCAAGAAGGCGCGGCUCUCGCCCUUCAUCCUGCUGUCGCUGCUCUUCAUGCUCCUCUUCUCCUUCCUCUACGGGGAAGAGCUGGCGGCGCUCGUCGGCCGGCCAGCUGGUCGACAUUCGGCGGCACACCUCGACGUCAGCGUCAACCGCGAGCAUCAGCAGCCGGACGAUGGAUCGGGGGUGGAGGAUGGGUGGCAGAAGAAGAAGAAGAGGUGGCAGGGGAGGCUGGCGUUCGCGGUGAACGACGAGGACGAGGACGAGGAGUGCGACGUGUUCUCGGGGAGCUGGGUGCGGGACGAGGAGGCGCACCCGCUGUACCGGGAGGAGGAGUGCCCCUACAUCCAGCCGCAGCUCACCUGCCAGGCGCAGGGCCGCCCCGACAGGGGCUACCAGUCCUGGCGAUGGCAGCCGCACGACUGCACCCUCCCCGCGUUCAACCCGACGCAGAUGCUGGAGACGCUGCGGAACAAGCGGAUGAUGUUCGUGGGCGACUCGCUGAACCGCGGGCAGUUCACGUCCAUGGUGUGCCUCCUCCAGUCCGCCAUCCCGUCGCCGGACGCCAAGUCCUUCGAGAUGUCCGCCGACCAGCAGCACACCGUGUUCACCGCCAGGGAGUACAACGCGACGGUGGAGUUCUACUGGGCGCCCUUCCUGCUGCAGUCCAACGCGGACGACGCCGUGGUGCACAAGAUCUCGGACCGCAUGGUGCGCAACGGCUCCAUCGCCCACCACGGCCGCCACUGGGAGGGCGCCGACGUGCUGGUCUUCAACACCUACCUCUGGUGGUGCACCGGGCUGCGCUUCAGGGUCGUGAACGGGCCGAUCGCCGACGCCAGGGAGGAGGACGCGGCGUGGGUGUCCACGGAGGAGGCCUACGGCAUGGCGUUCCGGGACAUGCUGCAGUGGGUGAGGGAGAACAUGGACUUCAACACCACCAGGGUCUUCUUCACCAGCAUGUCGCCCACCCACGGCAAGAGCCAGGACUGGGGCGGCGCGGCGGGGGGCAACUGCUACAACGAGACGGCGAUGAUCGAGGACGCCGGGUACUGGGGCACGGACGGGCGGCGGAGCGUGAUGCGGGUGAUCAGGGAGAUCCUCGACGGCGACGGCGCCGACGUGCCGCUCACGUUCCUCAACGUGACGCAGCUGUCCAUGUACCGCAAGGACGCGCACACCUCCGUCUACAAGAAGCAGUGGAGCCCGCUGACGCCGGAGCAGGUCGCCGACCCCAGGACCUACGCCGACUGCGUCCACUGGUGCCUCCCGGGGCUCCAGGACACGUGGAACGAACUCCUCUACUCCAAGCUCUUCUACCCUUGAUCACAUUUGUUUACUUACUAGGUUGUGAUAACCAUGACAAAUGUAGAGUAGGCCUCCCGAGUACAAACCUGGUGUUUGAAUUGGUGGUAAAUAUUAUGCGUUUUGAUUCCA
This is a messenger RNA of Triticum urartu, 1962 nucleotides long. RefSeq names its product putative xylan O-acetyltransferase 9. Gene Ontology annotation, cellular component: Golgi apparatus. Lineage: Eukaryota; Viridiplantae; Streptophyta; Magnoliopsida; Poales; Poaceae. Gene Ontology annotation, molecular function: O-acetyltransferase activity. The record is from RefSeq and is a predicted model, not a curated record.